This is a messenger RNA of Bufo bufo (common toad), 4500 nucleotides long. It is a transcript of the gene CNTLN, whose product is annotated as centlein. The record is from RefSeq and is a predicted model, not a curated record. Gene Ontology annotation, cellular component: centriole; centrosome. Lineage: Eukaryota; Metazoa; Chordata; Amphibia; Anura; Bufonidae. Gene Ontology annotation, biological process: protein localization to organelle; centriole-centriole cohesion. Bases 101 to 3994 code for a protein of 1297 amino acids. The transcript has 27 exons.
CGGCGAACUGUCUUCUGAUUAGUGUGCACUGGCUCCUAACGGCACCGCCGCUGCACGGACAGGGACACCCGAGAGUGAGGCACAUCUGAAUGGCAGAAGAAUGGCUGUGAAGCAGAACGCUCAGGAACGCAUCCUACAACUUGAAGAAGAAGUAAGCAGCCUAACAGAAGAACUAUCCCAGUGCCAGGCUGACAAAGAGUUUGUGUGGUCACUAUGGAAGCGUCUUCAAGUGUCCAAUCCAGAUCUCACUCAAGCCAUUACGUUGGUAGUUGACAGGGAAAAAAAUAAAGCCGAGACCAAAGACAGAAAAGUUCUGGAAAUCUUGCAAACGAAGGACAGCAAAAUACAGGAGCUAGAACAGAGAGCAUCAGGACAACAGCAGGAGAUCAACAACCUUGUCCAGAGAAAGAUUGCUGUAGAUGAAGAAAUUGCUUUACUCAGAAAGGAAGUCGAUGACCUCCAACAAAAAUUAAAAGAUAAAAGUCAAGAGCUUAAGAGCACAAAGCAGAACUCCCAAAAAGAAGAGGAGCAAAGGGCAGCCAUUUUUGAAAAUUUGGAGGAUGAGAAGGAGAAUUUAAGCAAGAAAUGUGCUGACCUGCUCGGUGACCUGGAGAAAGCUCGAAAGCAGGAGGCACAGUGGAGAGCAGAGAAGUCUGGCAUUGAUGCCAAAAUGAAGGCUUUAGAAUUGAAUUUAAAAGAAGCUGGUAACCAGAUGGAGGCCAUGCAUAAUAAAAUAAAUGGCCUGUCGUCACAGGUCGCUGUCAAGCAGGCUGAGCUGGCACAGAGAGAGCUUGAUGUGGCCAGACUACGAAAGGAGUUGCAAGAACUUCAGAACCUUUACAAGCAAGGCAAUGAGCAUGCUGCACAGCAGGCAGAACUUAUCCAGCAGCUACAGGCACUCAAUGUGGACACGCAUAAAGUACUGAGGAGCCAAGAAGAUGCCCACAUCACAGAGACUAUCUCCUAUCAUAAACUUUAUAAUGACUUGAAUGCAUGUUAUGAAACAGCAAAGUCCAGUGAGACUCAACUGCGGCAAAGUAAUAUUGCUCUUACUGAGCUGCUACAUCAAAAGGAACAGAAUAUUAGUCAACUGCAAGUGAAACUGCAAGAGGCCUUCAAUGCAUUACCCAAGUCACCUCAAGAACCUCAGGACUCGGAACACCCAUCCCUGGUGGAACUGGAACUCAUAAUAGCUUCACAGAAAUCAGAAAUAAACUUUCUACAGGACAGACUUAAAGCAGUGGAUCUGACGUUAACACAAGUAAAUAAUUGUAGAAGGGAUGCACUUGAGAGCAGCAUCCUGAGGGCUGGGAGAACACAUAAGGUGCAACCUGGGAAACGUUCAAGGUCUUUGUCCCCAAAGGGCUUUUCCAGAGAAUCAGAAGAGUUAAAGAAGCUUAAGAUAGCAGAAAAGCGGAUGGAACAGUUAGAGAAGACAUUGCAGAUUAAGGUUCAGGAGAAUGUCGAUCUACGAAAAGCACAUGAGCAACGAAAGCAGAGGUUAUUAACAUUGCAGACUGCUUACAGGACCCUUAAAGAGCAAAUGGAGCAGAAUGAGCAUGAAGCAGGCAGGAAGAAGUCUCAUAAGAAUCGGCCUACACGAGCAGAUCCUUCUCAACUUAGACAAGAAGACUCUGAUGCAGUUUGGAAUGAACUUGCUCACUUCAAAAGGGAAAACAAAAAGCUACUGGUUGAAAAAUUGAAUUUGGAAGAAGAAAUAGAUCAGCUUAAAGUGCAGACUUCAGUAGACAAAGCCACAAUACAAGAAUUGAAUGUUUGUCUUCAGCAAGAACGAGAAGAGUUGCUGAUUGAAAUUGACAAAGAAGAAGAAAUCAGGAGCAGUACUCCGAAGAAAUUGAUAGGAGAGAAUGCACAACUUACUUUGAGAAAGGUAAGCUGUUUGGAAAAAAGAUUGAGUUACCUAGAGCUUGUGGCAAAGAAAUUAAAGGAGUCUAAUGAAGAGUUAACAGAAGAGAAUGUCUUCCUAAAGACAUCUAUCAAUUGCCUUCAAAAGCAUGCAGAUUUAAAAGAGCAAAAGCUGCAGGAAGUGAAUUGGGAAGUUUUGGAAGUAAACCAAGUCAGAGAGACUCUCGAGAAGGAAAACUAUGACCUGAGUAGAGAAGUCACAUCCCUGAAGAAACAUUUGGCAGGCAGCAACAAGCUGAGAAGUAAAAACCGUGAACUGGUAAAGCAAGUUCAUUUCCUACAGUGCACGCUAGACAAGGCCAUAGUGUCAGCUGCUGCCGUCCCAAAAGAAGUGAAUAGGCAAGGCCGAAGAAAAGAAUUGGGAACCAAGGUUAAACAAAAUGAAGCCAAGAAGAUCUCCCUAAGACGUCACCAGGCUUUUCUUAAUCAAUCCAUCAAGGUUAUGAGCAGAGUGUUUGAGAACUUUAGCAAAGACGGCUGGGAGGAUGUGAGUGAAGACAGUGAUGUUGAGAGCGAAUCAUCUGAGAGUAUGGAACAAGUUAUUGUUAAAACGGAUCUACAAACUUCGAGCUCUGCAGAGGACAGAAGUGCUGUGGAAGAACGAAACCGUGAGGAGCGUCAACAUGCUGCCUGGAGAGUGAAAGAUUGCAUAUCUGGCAGGAGAUCCAGGAAGAUUAACCGAAAAAGAUACAAUUUCACGUUAAAGAAUUAUCCAUCAACAGUGCGAGUACAGAGAGAAGUGAGGCAGAAAAGUUGCCCUGGUCCGUCACUGACAUCGUUGCUGGGACGAGUUGCAUCUUUACAACACCAAGUAUCGGUGUUACAUAAAGGGAAGCAGGCAGCAAUUGCUUCCAUGAACGAGCUGAAGAAAGCUAAAAUAAAACUAGCGUCAGAACUGCAGCUGGCACACCAAAGACUUCAAAUCAGCAAGCAGAUGGCCAAGAAGUUGUGUUCAGAUUUAGAUGGCAUUCAGCGGGAAAAAGAAAAUUUAGAAAAAACGGUAGAGCAGAUGACUGAACAGCUGUCCCAAGCCAAAAGGUCCUUGGAGAUGGUGAACCCAGUGGCCUUAGAUCAACCUGCAGUGACUCCAUUAACACCCUCUAAAGCUACAGAUGUGGAAAUGAAGCAACUCCAGACCAAAGUAAAGAACAUGACUGUUGAAAUGGCAAAACAGUCCACGACAAUUAAAACCAUGAAGAAUGAAGUCCAGGAAAAGGAAGAACGAAUUUGGGAAUUGCAGGAAAGGGUGACUCGGAUGGAAAGGGAUGUCAACAUGAAAAGGCAUUUGAUAGAGGAUCUGAAAACCCGUCUGAAAACCUACCAGGAAAACGAGAGACCGAGCAAAGAAAUGUUGGAAAGUCUUGAAAGGAAGCUAAAGACAGUGACAGAGGAAUGCUCUCACAAGAAGACCUCAGUUGACUCAUUGAAACAGAGGCUCAGUGUCAUUACCAAGGAAAAGGCGAAGUAUGAGCAGAUGUACUACAAAAUAAAAGAAGACUUAGACACAAAGAAAGGAAAAGUCACUGACUUGGAAAGUAAAGUGACUGAAGCUGAACGCACAAUGUCUGAACUGGAAAGGGCAGCGACGCAACAACUGCACAACUUAGCAAUGCAGAGCGAGCAAGCCUUGGAGGGGUUACAGAACAAAGUCUUCCAUGGCAAUAAGCGGAUUGAUGAGUUUGUCACAUUCGUAAAGAGCUUGGCAAAAGAACUUCAAGUGGAUGUGUGUGAAAGGAGAACUCUUCUUAGACAAGCCAAAAUAUUGCAAGAGUCUGUAAGUGGUCCAUCCAAACAGUCUGUACACCGAGCCCAGUCACUGGCAGCCAGCAUCCUCAACAUCUCACAGUCUGACCUCAGUGAUAUACUAGAGACCCCAGGUGAAGAGGAAAUAGCAAAUGUGAAGCGGUCAGUAGAAUAUGAUAAAGAAUGGAUGAACCACAUAAUGAAGCUUCUUGAAGGACAGAUUCCCUUUGCAUCUUACCUAAUAGGGGCUAUCAGAACUAAACUUGGGGAGAAACAGACACUAACAGAAGAAUAUAUUGUGUUAAAGACAAAGGAUUCCAGGUGACUGUUGAGAAAAUGAAGUGAUGGAGACAGGAAACAAUGUGAUCCAGAAACCAGAAAGGACUGCACUGAUGUGAUAUUACUACGCGCCGCAAUCUGCGACUUCUCCCUGCUCACUCCAGGUCUAAUUAAGUGGGUGUGGCGGGGAAACAGGGGUAGAAAAGUUCUAAAUGUAAGACAGCUAGGAAGUUGUCUUACUUUUAGAAGCGGCGGUGAAUCCGCCAGAGCCUCGUCAUAACUCCGGCGGAUCCACCUCCACAGAAAAAGGUUUUAGACGCCAAUCUUAAUAAAUGUGCCCCACUGUGUUUACGACUUUUUUAACGCCACUUGUGUGUCUCUGCCACCCUCCUGAAAAGGGGGCGUGACGAGGGCAUAAAAGAAGACUGAAAUCUAUAGGUACUUUCACACUAGCGUUUUUCUUUUCUGGCACUGAGUUCCGUCAUAGGGGCUCAAUACCGGAAAAGAACUGAUCAGUUUUAUCCCCAUGCAUUCUGAAUGGAGAGAAAUCCG